Messenger RNA from Girardinichthys multiradiatus, 1636 nucleotides. RefSeq names its product transmembrane protein 88 b (gene tmem88b). The coding region runs from base 368 to 1045 and encodes 225 amino acids. Gene Ontology annotation, cellular component: plasma membrane. The transcript is spliced from 3 exons. Lineage: Eukaryota; Metazoa; Chordata; Actinopteri; Cyprinodontiformes; Goodeidae. The record is from RefSeq and is a predicted model, not a curated record. Gene Ontology annotation, molecular function: PDZ domain binding.
ACUGUGAGUUUUAAUGGUUUCCGUCAGCAUCUGUGUAGACAGUAUUUGCAACUGAUCUAGAGUUGCAACUAGAAAAAAAAAACAAUAUAAGGGCUGACAGCGGUGAUAAAGGAGAUAACAUCCAGGAGAACAGGGCAGCAGGAAAUCACCAUAUCACUUCAGAUAAAGCUUCAGGGAAACAUCUGAACAGAAGAAAGUGGCAAAAGAAUUGAAAGAAGAAAUUGAAAGUUUUCUUUUUGAUGCGUACAGAGAAACGUUGCUGAGGACCAACUGAUCUGCGGUUAUCCUGACAAGAAGUGAAAAAACCAGCAACAAUCUGGAGGAGGAACGGCAAGAGGUCCAAAGGGCCACACAGCACAAUUUCUCCAUGAGUCUGAGCAGCACUCUCGAGAAGGGGGCCCACCAUCAAGCCUUGGACCUUUCUGAGGAGCUGCCGCCUCACCUCCAUCACCACGCCAAUCACCAACAUCAUCUCCACCAUUCCAAUUCCCUGGCCUCCACCACGGCCAUGGGCGGAGGUAGAGAAACCCCCUCGCGGGUGGUCAUACCUCCUCCGUAUUCUGCAGCCGAGAGUGGAGCCGGGGGAAGCGAGGCUCCGCUGGAACUCCGUGGGUCGCUGGACUGCUGGGCCUGCUCGGUAUUGGUGACAGCCCAGAACCUAGUGAUUGCUGCCAUCAACGCCUGCCUCGCCGCCGUGGUGUUCGGCACAAUCCUGACCCCGGCCAUCGUCAUGGUUGUUUUCGGCUUCCUGUGUCACUCUACGGUUCGCCCCCAGGAAACCUCCUACUGCUCAGACCUGCUGACCGAUGGAGGCUGCGUGGCCUUGCUGGUGGUGGGCUUCCUCCUGGUCACCCCUCUGCUGGUCCUGGCGUUGGCUGCGUACUGCCGCCUAGCCCGACACCUCCAGCUGGGCCUGUGCUUCAUCCCGUACAGCCGGGCUGUGUACAAGAACCUGCCGCCCACCCAGCAUCGCGGCCUGGGCACCGGCUGCUGCGGUGGCAGAGACGGAGGCGAGAGCGGCGGGAAGGGAAAGGUCUGGGUGUGAGAGAGGAGAAGGAUGACACAUGAAAGGGAAGCAGGAUGAAGGUUGAGCAGAAUGAUUCGGAAACAGAAGAAAACAAAAGCAACUCCAGAGAAUGUCUGAUGUUUCAUCGAAGCAGAACAAUAAUUGGUACAGGAGGUCAGUUGCAGGUGUGUGUGGAGGAUAUACUUCAGUUUUUCCAUUGAUAUCAUCCCAAUAAUUACAUUUCCUUUAACUGAAACUUCUCUUUGGUAAAUUAAUUAUUAAAAGUAAAGAUUAUGCUUCACUUAACGAAUACUGUCAGUUUGCGGUUGAUGAAACUACAGGUUCAAAAUAAAGCAACAGCUUAAAAGAAAGAAGCAGAUGUUAGACAAUUUGAUCUAAAACCACCAUAAUAAGACAUGCAGCCAUCUGUGACUUUCCUGAAUAAAUCACAGGAAAGAGGAAAUCUGAAAAUAGCGCUGCGUGAUGACACAAAACAUAUUUGUCUCUUAUCACAUUUGCAUCACCAUGGAAAACUUGUACUUGUGAGGCGUAGUUUAUUGUUUAGUUUUGUGACCUUUGCUUGCGUCGUUUCCUUUUUUUUUAAUAAAUAAAGUUUUGGAUUUUUCACAA